GUCUGAACUGUCGUUAGCUUAGCGUUUCCAACUCUUGCUGUAUUCAUCUGGAUUUUAUUUCGGACGCGUUUUAUCUGGUUGUAAUUCAAAAGUAGGCAGGUAUAAAAUCCGGAUCGACACUUCUGAACGCUGACUGAUAAUCUAAGAGCUUUACAGUGCUCUGUUUUAGUGCUUCAGAGUGAAUUUCAUGUGCUAGCUCAAACUGAUCUUAAGCACUAACUGCAAUCAUGGGCUCAAGAGCUUCAUCCCUACUUAGAGAAGAGGACAUUGAAGAAAUCAAGAAAGAAACUGGAUUCUCCCACAGUCAAAUCACUCGACUUUACAGCCGGUUUCACAGUCUUGAUAAAGGAGAAAAUGGAGCGCUAAGCCGAGAAGACUUCCAGAGGAUUCCAGAGUUGGCUAUUAAUCCUCUUGGAGAUCGGAUAAUUAAUGCCUUUUUCCCAGAAGGUGAGGAUCAGGUGAAUUUCAGGGGCUUCAUGAAGACUCUGGCUCAUUUCCGUCCUGUUGAGGAUAAUGAGAAGAACAAAGACCUGACUUCAGGCGAGCCGCUCAACAGCAGAACCAACAAACUGCUCUUCGCUUUCCGGUUAUAUGACCUUGACAGAGACGACAAGAUCUCCAGAGACGAGUUGCUACAGGUGCUGAGAAUGAUGGUGGGUGUAAAUAUUUCAGAUGAGCAGCUUGGCAGUAUUGCAGACAGAACAAUCCAGGAAGCCGACACAAAUGGAGACAUGUGUAUCUCCUUUAAUGAGUUCACCAAGGUGUUGGAAAAGGUAGAUGUUGAACAAAAGAUGAGCAUUCGCUUCCUGCAUUGAGCACCAAACCAGGUCUGAACUCUGAUUGGAGACCAUCCCUGUCAAUAUAAGCAAGACACACCCCCUGAUUCUUCUCUCUGGGCUACUGUGACCAUUAUUGGGAGUCUCUUGGUGUCUUCAUUUUUUUCUUAGAACGUGACCGCAGCUUUUCUCUUAUUUGUUAAAAUAGUAUUUAUUCCAAUUCUAAAUGGAACUGCUCGUGACUUUCCAGAGGGGGAAGCUGUGGUUUAUAUUGACGGACAUUUUGCUGUCAUGAUGUCAUGCUCAUUUCACUAUAAUCACCAUCUUAAAGGCCAAAUUUAAUGCUUCUGUAAUAAAGGAAAUGUGUUCCUUUUAACAGAUUCCUCUUGGGAAUUCUAUACUUUUUUGUCUAACUUACCCAAUGAUGAUGAUUUGUUGCUAAGCAUUGUGUAAAUUGCAGUCAGACGUACCUCACACUUCAUUGAUUUGUUCUAGUAAGUUUGGGGCCUGUGCACUGUUUUCUUUCGCAUAAUGGAUAUUGAUGGCAAGUCAAAGGGUGUGAAUUUGCUGAACGCCUCUUAACCAGAAAAGUUGAUUUUCAGAUUCAGUGUCUUGUUUGUCCUUAAACGGCAAACAAGCAGAAGAGAAAAACAGGUCGGUUAAGUAUUUAGGACCGUGAGCAAAUGUCUUCUUUAAUUUCCCUUUAAAUCGCAAGCCUAUCAAUGAAAAGCACAUUUUCACAUUGUUAAAUGUGCUCAUUUUUUUGUGUCGCUAGUGACCAAAAUUACACACUUCAUCUUUAAAAUGUCCUUCAGUUGGUCCAAUCUGUUUCAUGAAACUAAACAAUUGCUCUGUGUUGUGUGCAAUCUCUCUCAAAAAAGAUGUGACCGUUUCCUCUGAUACUACAGAUGUAAACACUGUUGAUUAUUUGAUCAUGUGAUGCUGUGAGCUAAAUUCACAUGCAGGUACUUGGAAAAAUAUUUAUGUGCUUCUUGUGGAUUCUUGCUUUAUGUACAGAUUUCUUACUUUAGUUCUUAAAGUUUGAAUUGUAGUAUGAGAUUUUCAGCAUCCUGGGCAGAUGAUUGAACAAACUAAAUGAUUAAACCACAUUGAGAAGUUAAAUUAUUUAAUCAUAUCAUGCAGUUGAGAGAUGUGAACUUUGUGAUAUGUAUGGUUUUGUUUCAAAUAAAAACAAGUGCCAUCAUU
Messenger RNA from Xyrauchen texanus (razorback sucker), 1982 nucleotides. RefSeq names its product calcineurin B homologous protein 1. NCBI's taxonomy places the organism in Eukaryota, Metazoa, Chordata, Actinopteri, Cypriniformes, Catostomidae. The record is from RefSeq and is a predicted model, not a curated record. Gene Ontology annotation, molecular function: calcium ion binding. The coding region runs from base 228 to 815 and encodes 195 amino acids. The transcript is spliced from 7 exons.